CUAGCUCGUGACACGCAACUGCGCAAGCCCACCAUUUCCUUUCUCUUCUUCUACUCCUCCGGCGAUUCGCCGAUGUUCUUACCCCUCGCCGGCCGCCGUAUCCUCAUUCUUCUCCUCCUGGUCCAGCUCCUGGCGCCGCUUCGCUGCGCGGGGGAGUCGGCCACGUGCCUCGCCGUGUACCGCGAGGGCGGCGCGCCCGCGGUGUACCAAUCCGCGCACUGCCCCCGCUGGACCAUCCUCCCCGGCGGCGAGGGGGAUGGGGACCAAAGCUCCUCCUCCCCGCCGCCGAGGAGGUGCCACGUGUCAGCCCACCGCGGCCGCCGCCGCUCUCAGGAGGACCGGGCCGUCUGCGCGCUCGGCAUCCGCAUCCCCUUUAUAGACCAAAUGAGGAUUAAAGAGGUGCAUGUUGGAGUGAUGGCAAUAUUUGAUGGUCAUAAUGGAGCCGAGGCCAGUGAGAUGGCUUCUAAGCUCUUGCUAGAGUACCUUUUACUCCAUGUUUAUUUUCUUCUUGAUGGUAUAUACUCCAUCAUGUUCAGAAAAUCUACUGGAAAAUUGACAUACAAGGAAGUUACUAUUCUUAACAAUCUUCUUGAUGGUCAUAAUGGAGCUGAGGCCAGAGAGAGGUCUUGUUGGACAUCACCCGCUAUUCUAGACCGAUCAUUUCACAUGGAAAUUCUCAAGGAAUCAUUAUUGAGGGCAGUUCAGGAUAUUGAUCUAACAUUCUCCAAGGAAGCUUUGCAUAAAAAAUUCGAUUCUGGUUCAACAGCAACUGUUGUCUUGAUAGCCGAUGGCCGAAUCAUAACUGCUAAUCUUGGAGAUUCAAAAGCUUUUUUGUGCUCAGAAAGUCACGUUCCGUAUCGUCAAAAGAGAAAACGGAGAAGAAAGAGAAACUCAAGCAAUGAUGAGGACUUUCCUUUAGCAAAUUAUGAUGGUCCACUUCAUUAUAGUGUAAAGGAGUUAACCAAGGACCAUCAUCCCGAUAGGGAAGAUGAGAGAAGGCGUGUAGAAGCUGCUGGUGGUUUUGUUCUUGAGUGGGCUGGUGUAUACCGUGUGAAUGGCGAGCUAGCACUAUCUCGAGCUAUUGGUGACAUGCCUUUUAAACGGUAUGGUGUAAUAUCGACACCUGAACUAACAGGGUGGCAGCUUCUGUCAGCAAAUGAUAGCUUUCUUAUUGCCUCAUCUGAUGGGGUCUUUGAGAAAAUGACUAUGCAAGAUGUUUGCGACAUGAUGUUGCAUGCGAAACUUGGUGAUAACCAGGACUUUGAAUCCUUUGCUGUUGCGCAACAGAAUUUGGCGGACUAUGUAGUUCAUCUUGCUUUGCAGAAAGGCACAACAGAUAAUGUAGCAGCUGUGGUUGUUCCUUUGGGAUCUCCUAGUAGCUCUGGAGCUACAAUAGAAGAUUGGCACCAUCUUGAAGAAAAUUCCAGGACAUCUCUUUUGCCUUUACAGAGCAUUCCGUACCAACAUAAAUCUGAUGGAGUUAGUUCAGCUGUUAUUGAAAUGGAGUAUUUCAAGCGCUCAUCAACAAAGUUCCAGAGGUUCUUGGUUGAUGCAAAACAUAAGAGACUGGGCUGUUUCUACUUAUCUGAGAGUCUUGAUGAAGAUAUGGAUUAUAUAUUUAGGGUACCACAGGACUUUCAGCAUGAAGGAGUCUACGAUUUCAAUCACAUGCCAAAUGAAAAUGUGCUAUCUUCUGAUGGAAAUCUUGAAAAAUACAAGGACAGAAACUUUUGCUGGUACCUUGGCCAUCAAGAUGAUGAAAUGGGCCGGUGUAGUAGCCCUGAAGGGCUUGCAAAUUAUUUUGGCUUGCUCGACUCUGUUUCGCAUAAUCGAAGCAAAUCGAGAAGUUCACAUUCAUUUGGCUACAAGAUAGCUGACAUCAGGUACAAGCUGAAGAGAAGAUUUGAUCGUGGUUCAUAUGGUGAAGUCUGGUUGGCAUUUCGCUGGAAUUGCUCUGAUGAUGUAGAUGUACAUAAAGAUUCUUUCCACUUUAGCACUAUACUUACACCAGACUCAUAUAAUUGCACAAGUUCAAACACAACUUCGUCAUCUGAUGGAGAUCAUGUCUCAGACACAAUAGAUGGUGAUUUAUUCAUAUUGAAGCGCAUAAUGGUUGAAAGAGGAAAUGCUGCCUACUUGAGUGGAUUGCGUGAGAAGUAUUUUGGACAAUUGUUUUCAAAUGCUUCAAAAACUCUUGAAGGUUUGUCAAGAAUGGAGUCAUCAUCUACAACGUUUUCGGUGGACAUGCAUUUCAUUGAGUAUACCUUUCCAGAACAGAACAUUUCAGCUAUUGAGGAAUCACUGAAGCAUGUGGCUAGGUUUAUAGAAUCUUUUGAAUCAGAAUCAAAGGAAAUAUGGCUUGUGUACCGUAAUGAAGGAAGCUCCCUAUCAAAACUGAUAUAUGCAGCUGAAGAAACAAAGUUAGUUACUGGUAAUGAUAAUGAGAGAGUCAGACAUAUUCAAGUUCUGCAACCAUCGAAGUGGUGGUAUUGGUUAAGGACAACUAAAGCUGGACAAAGGCAAAUGCAGAACCUCUUAUGGCAGCUGCUGAUGGGUCUGAAGGCCUGUCAUGAUCGUAAUAUCACUCACAGGGAUAUUAAACCUGAGAACAUGAUCAUCUGCUUUGAGGAUUUGGAGACUGGAAAAUGUUUAAGAAAAAUUCCAUCUGAAGCAAAGGAAAACAAACUGAACAUGCGUCUUAUUGACUUUGGCAGUGCCAUUGAUGAUUUCACUUUGAAGCAUCUUUAUGGUUCAGGGCCUACUCGGUCUGAACAGACUUUUGAGUACACUCCUCCAGAGGCACUCCUUAAUUCAAGCUGGUAUCAGGGAUCAAAAAGUGCAAGACUGAAGUAUGAUAUGUGGAGUGUUGGAGUUGUCAUGCUGGAGUUGAUAGUUGGUUCUCCACAUGUUUUCCAAAUAAGUGACCAUGCGCGUAUUUUAAUGGAUCAGCGUCUUGAAGGGUGGAGUGAGCAAACAAAGGAGCUUGCAUACAAGUUGAGGUCUUACAUGGAACUCUGCAUUUUAGUGCCGGGGAUUUCCUCACAUCAAGGCAGCAGUAACUCAGAACGGGGUCACGUCGGGUUAGCUUCUUGGAAAUGCUCUGAAGAAUCAUUUGCCCGUCAAGUGAAGAUCCGAGAUCCUCUAAAAAUGGGCUUUCCUAAUUUAUGGGCAUUGCGACUAGCACGCCAGCUACUAGUGUGGCAUCAUGAGGACCGCCUAAGCGUUGAUGAAGCACUGAACCAUCCUUACUUCCAAGAACCACCAUAACCCAUAGGUGAUGAUGCGAUAUAAUCAGACAAUCUUUAACAGGUGCUCUAGUUUAACUAGCAUCCAUUUGGCGAGUUUGUUCGAAGGAAUUGUGGUUCAUGUGUAGAUAUCGGUCAGAUGUUGUAUAUAUCACACGAAAUAAAUUACAGGGUGCAACAUAGGUAGACCAAGAUUGUUGAAAGAUAGAUAAACAGUUGUAUAGGUAGAUCCAAAGUGAAGGUAAGGAAUCAGGAAGGUGUAUUUCAGGACUUCUAGCUGCACUGCAGUUAUUUGCUUGGGACA
Molecule: messenger RNA, 3549 nt
Organism: Lolium rigidum
Lineage: Eukaryota; Viridiplantae; Streptophyta; Magnoliopsida; Poales; Poaceae
Product: putative protein phosphatase 2C 76
Exons: 20
Coding region: 73-3267 (1064 amino acids)
Biological process (GO): protein dephosphorylation; protein phosphorylation
Cellular component (GO): nucleus; cytosol
Molecular function (GO): protein serine/threonine phosphatase activity; protein kinase activity; ATP binding
Source: RefSeq, a predicted model, not a curated record